This is a messenger RNA of Brenthis ino (lesser marbled fritillary), 3405 nucleotides long. NCBI's taxonomy places the organism in Eukaryota, Metazoa, Arthropoda, Insecta, Lepidoptera, Nymphalidae. The record is from the annotation of a GenBank genome assembly.
AUGUGGCUACGGGUGCUAUUAUCGUGCAGUAUAUGUGGACAUGUACUGUCACAAAAUGACAACGUGAAUUCAGCAAGUGCCAAUGUGCAAUGGGGAUGGCAGAUGACUCAAGCGGGACCCGGUACUGUCGGCCACUACUUCGUUAAACUUCCUGAGUCUGAACAGCAAGUCCGUUACAUAGCGGACAGCAGCGGGUACCACGGUGCCGUCGCAGUCACUACGAGCGACCAAGAACAUGUCCAUACCACCAGUUUUGCACUCGGAGAACGCGCUGUGGAGCUAAAUUCUCAGGUAUCCAACGGAAGUCACAUUGAAGCAAUCAACAACUUACAACAUAAUCAAAAUCCAGUCGAAAUCUUCUUUUUACAACAGCAGUAUCCCACUCAGGGACAAUUUUUCCAAAUAGUACCUAAUAAUAAUAAUGAAAAUGUAGUUCAAUAUACAUCUUUUCCUAAUGUUUACUAUACGAAUACAGCUUCUAACCAAAAUAAAUAUGAAACUAUUGUAAAACAUACAAACGACAACAACAGAAACACAAAAGAAACACCCACAUCUAAUGACAGAAUGUCGAUUGAUAACCAAAGUGAUGAAAUAAUGGACACAAGAGAAAAUGGACCUAUUGUACGUGUGUUUAAAGAUCAUAAAUGUUCUAAUGAUGAGUAUAGUGAUAAUAGAGAGGAAUAUAGAAGUAAUUCACAAAGAAGUUCAAGUAUUAACCAAAAUGAACCUAUUCAUAAAGAACCUAAUAUUCAUGGAAAUUUUAGAGCUCGCGAUAACAAACAUCCAGUAAGCUACCAGGACAUUAAAAUAAAACAAAAUAAUGAAAGACUUAAUUAUUACACAGAAAUAACUCAUACAACAUCAAAACCUGUUACAUUUACUGAACAGGAAGGCAUAACUAGACUAGUCGCUUCUACUCAGGAUUUAAUAACAAAUGAAGAUCUUUUAAGAAUUAACCAUGCAGCAGAAAGAAUAGUAAAUAGUUAUAGUGACGAUAUAAUCAAACCUCGGCGUCGAUCAAAUUCAAGAGCUAUAAGUUUUUACCAUAACAAUCCUCAGCAAAAUCCCAGAGGUAGGAUAACUCUGGCAGCAAAAUAUGGUAAUUUUGUUGAUAGUGAUAAUAAUCAACCAAAUGUCCAAGAGCAGUCUUACCAAACUUCUAAUAAUGAUUAUAAAUUCUCCUCACCAAUAGUAGUUGACGACUCAAAUUAUGGAAAUUAUAAGCAACAAAUUGUUAAUAACUUAGUAUCAACAAUGGUUCCGUAUAUUGAAAAUGGUUAUGAAAUUAUUGAUGUUAGAAAAUAUUUAAGCAACAAUACUUAUGAUCAAAAUAAGCCUGAAGAAGACCUAGUUAAUAUAACACCACGACCCGUAAGCCAAAACUACUUAGCCCCUAUUACGGUAGCUUUAAGGCUGUUAAAUGCAAAUCAUUCAGAUGAUUUGAACACAGUUGAUGAUUACGAGUCUUCAGACAGUGAGUUAAUUGCAAAUACUGUGAAAAGUCCUCAAUCUGGUAAAACAGUUGUAGAAAUACAAGAAUCGAUACCUGUUGAGAUAAUGCACAUUAAUGACGUAGAAUAUCAUGAAUAUUUAGAAGAAGGAAGAAGUAAUAAAGAUAAUCCUUUAGGCAUCGUUAAAUCUAUAUAUCAAAAUUAUUUACAAUCCUUGGAAGACGCAAAAUAUACUCAAAGUAAAGACAGUUAUAGCUCCAAUAGCAAAAACUCUGAUUAUUAUGAUAACAACAAUAAAAACUCUAAAGAAACGUUAGAUUCUAGUGAAAAUAGUCAAUCUGAGAUUCAACAAGCUAGUUCUGAUACUAACAAUGCUUAUGCGAACUAUUAUAAUUCCGAUCAAAAAAUAAUUCAGCCAAUUAUUAUUGAAAAACAAGUACCUGUGACGAAAUAUGUGGAUCGUUUCAUUGAAAAGCAGGUUCCGUACCCAGAACCAGUGGAGGUAGUUAAACAAGUAGCAGUAGAUAGGCCUGUUCCGGUACCAGUACAUUAUGAGACGAUCGUUGAGAAGCCCGUAGAAGUUACUAGAUACGUUGAUAAACCCUAUCCUGUUGAAGUUUUACAACCUUAUCCGGUUGAAGUUCGUGUGCCAUACCCGGUAGAACAUAAGGUUUAUGUCGACCGUCCUGUUCAUGUUCCUUAUCCUGUGGAGAAAAUUAUAGAAAAACAAAUGAUUCAUCAAGUACCCGUACCAACUCCUGUAGGAAUACCAGUAGGAAUAGAAGUUCCAGUAGAAAAGAAAGUUUUUUAUCCGUUCCCAGUCGAAACACCUGUACAUGUACCAAUACCAGUGGAAAAACCUGUCACCGUUGAAAAAAUUGUUGAAAAAAAGGUCCCUGUACCUUAUCCCGUGGAAAGACAAGUUCCGUAUCCCGUCCGACAUGAAGUUAAAGUUCCUGUCCCGUAUCCUGUCGAGAAAAGGAUACCAGUGCCAGUAGAGAAGAUAGUUGAAAAACCCGUUACAGUCACUAAAGUGGUUGAGAAACCUGUACAUAUCAAAGUGCCGGUGCCGCAUCCAGUGCGAAUUGAGGUCCCAAGACCAUAUCCGGUUGACAGGAUAAUUGAGAAGAAAGUACCCUAUCCUGUACACGUAGAUCGAAUUGUAGAAAGAAAAGUGCCUGUAAAUGUUCCGUACCCUGUUAAGUCUGUUGUUGAAAAAAUCAUCGAAAAACCAGUAGUCGUUACCAAAUAUAUUGACAAACCGUACCCCGUAGAGAAGAGAGUUCCUUAUCCUGUGGAGAAAAUCGUGGAAAGAAAAGUACCAUAUCCUGUUCAUGUUCCUGUUGAAGUAAAAGUCCCUUACAUAGUCAAUAGAGAAGUACAAAACAGAGAAGUACAAAGUGAUCAGCCGUAUCAGUACGAAAAAGUGAAACCAACUACUAUUUAUAGUUAUGGUAUCCCACAAGACGCUCUAACAAACGUGGCGAAUUACUUAAAAUACAAUCAACAACAAUACAAACAGGCUAUACCCAAUUAUGCACAAGAAAUUGAAGCCUAUAGUAACCAACAGCAAGCCGAGUCCCAAAGAAACUAUCAAAUAGAGCUUGCAAAUGCCCAUAUUUUGAAGAAUUUGCAGAACUCUACACCAGUUUACACAACUCAUUGGGGGAAUCAGUACGCGUCGUCCUUCCACUAUUUAAACUCUACAGACGGUAAGAGACCAAUGCCUAACCAUGUACAAGAACAACAUAAAUAUUAUGGUCCCCCACCUCUAAAGAAUUAUGACGAUCAAUGGGAGAAAAAUAAGGAAUAUACGGAGAGGAUACGUAGAACGGAUAGAACGCCUAAAAUGACUAACCUAAGGAUAGAGUAUGGCGGAUUCAAACCACCUUUAAUCCCGAGCACAGAAGUCGAUUUGGAUGGAGUGCCUAUUAAAAAAAAUAACGAUCAAUCA